Oldenlandia corymbosa var. corymbosa is the source of this 1542-nucleotide messenger RNA. Lineage: Eukaryota; Viridiplantae; Streptophyta; Magnoliopsida; Gentianales; Rubiaceae. The record is from the annotation of a GenBank genome assembly.
AUGCCUCCAAAAAAAGGAAUAAAGCGAUCAAAGAUGGAGGAACUCAAGGUCGAGAAGAAGCCUCCUGAAUUUUUCAAAGUAUUCAAUCCUGAAACCAGCACUGAUAAAAUUAUGCUUCCAACGGCUUGGGCAAAGGAGAUGGAAGGAAAGUUGCCUGGGAAAGCACUUUUGAGGGAUCGCUAUGGCAAUAUAUGGCUUAUCAAACUUACUAAUGAUCAGGAGAAAACUUAUUUCCAUCAAGGGUGGACAACAUUCAUUCAUCAAAACUACUUGGAAAAAGGAGACUUUAUCAUUUUUAAGUUUGAUGGAAUUCGUGUCUUCAAUGUCAGACUAUUGGGAUAUGAUUCAUGUGACAAAAGAGGAGUUGGAAGUCUUAAAUAUAAAUUAGAGGAAGAGGACGAAGGAGUAGUAGCAGUUCAUGAUAAUGAGGAUGCCAAUAAUAAUAAUGUUGAUGGAGAAGGAGAGGAAAGUGAUCAGCCUUUUAACGCCCACAAUGUCUCAAUAAAUGUCAGAGGUGGGAAUGGAGAAGACGAAGAAUAUCGUUGUUGGAAGAAGAACAGACUAGUCGAUCCCUUUGGCUUUAAACUUUUCAACUCUGGAAAAGUUCGUAGACCUGAGAAUCCACAUUUCGUCACGCAAAUAAAUCCAACAAGGAGAUAUGGAUUGCUUGUGCCUCUUGAAAUUAUUAAAGUUUACCAUCUUGAACUGCCGGUGAAGACCUUCUUACGUGACCAUCGAGGAAGGGAAUGGAAGACAGAUCUUAUUGUGUGGAAAGAUAAUCGUUCAUGGUACCACAAUGGAUGGAAGGAACUUUGCCAAGUAAAUCUCAUUGAACUAGAAGAACCAUGCAUCUGUGAAUUUGUCAAGUGUGAAGAAAGAGGUAGGCGAGGAAGAUGGAAAAUGGUGAUUGUUCUUGGUGGGGAAAUGGUGGAGCGGUGCGGAGAGGAGCAGCAGCAGUUUGGUGGCUGCACUUUUCAGCCGGCCCUGUUCUUCCGCCGCUGCAGCAGUUUUCUUCUCUCUGUUGUUGGUUGUCGCUGCUGCAGCAGUUUUCGUUCUUCUGCCGCCGCCGCUGCUGCUGCUGCUGGUUCAGUUUUUGUUCAGAUCCAAGCCACUGUUUCCACCGAAAUUUUGCAAGCCAUAGUUCGGCCCAAUUCUUCCCUUACCGCCUGCAAUGCGUGGCUCACCAUUGAGAAACUCUUCCACGAUCAGCUUGGUUCCCGCCUUCUCCAAUUGAAAUUGGAGUUUCAUAGCUUAAAGAAAGGGGAAUUAACCAUUAAGGAGCAUGUUACCAAGCUUAAGAUGUUGGCUGAUUCAUUAACAGCAGUUGGUUCUCCCAUCUCCGACGAUGACUUGGUGCUUCAAAUUUUGGCUGGUCUUCCUUCGACCUACCAGUCUGUCUCUACUACCAUUAGCCAUUGCGUUCUUUACCCAACUUCGUUGAAGCUCGAUCAAUGCUCUUCCUGCAUGAAGUGCAACUUCAGCACACGCUCCUUCUUCCCUCUCCACGGUUGCCAACGCUCUGGUCGUGCCAUCUUCCACUGA